This is a messenger RNA of Triticum urartu, 3169 nucleotides long. Lineage: Eukaryota; Viridiplantae; Streptophyta; Magnoliopsida; Poales; Poaceae. The record is from RefSeq and is a predicted model, not a curated record.
AUGGUCCUUAAUUUAUUGUUUGAUUCAUUUUAGCAUUCAGUAGUCUCCACCAGUGCUGUCUUCCAUUGAAUUUCUUUUUUAGCAGCACAUGUUAUUCUCUGCGAUUCCUGAUAUAUUGUAGCACCAACAUCAGCUUUGCCUUAACUUCCUAGAGCUGCGCAGUUUAGUUGCCACUGCAUCUUCAAGUGCUCCAUGCUUAAUUUUUCGCUUGUUUUUAUUAAUUAAAAUAUAUACUCCUAUGCAUCACAGUGUCGUGUCAUAUAACAUAACUCUGAUAUGCCCUGUUUUCGAUGGACAUCGGUUUCUACAAUCCUCGAAAGGAUUCUAAGGUACUGAAUAUCACAUGCCGUCAAGAAAACUCUAGGAAUUAAUCAUUUACUCCAGGCGGAUGUCGAUCUCAAUGUUGUCAUUUAGAACUAGUGUACAACAUAUUAACACUUCGAAGAACAAGGUGAUAUACACCAACAAAGCUACCAGUUUUCCUAGCUCUUCUAAGCAUGGCAAGUCGUUCUGCUACCUCCUUCAUCUCUGGACGAUCUUCUACAACAUUUGCUAAACACUUUACAGCCAGUCUGCCAAUCUCUUCCAGUAUGUUUCUCAGAUCGAAUUGAGGAUCAAGUGCAGGUAGCGCCAGAGCAGGACGUCAGCAGUGAACUUCCGGGCAAAGAGGCUCUGGCGGUUGGGUUACAUAGCCUACCGCCAGGGGCCUUGGCGGUAGGCUACUUAUCCAUGUCAGCCUCACCAAACGGCUGCCGUUUCAUGCCAUCGACCCUACCGCUAGGACACCCAGCGGUAGGGUGUGCAACCCUACCGCCAAUGUCCGUGGCGGUAAGUGCCGAACGGUUGUAAGCCCGCAGGGGCCGGCUCGUGGGGCCCAUCCACGAACCCAGCCCCCAUCUUCUUCUCCCCUGCCGUCGCCCGCAAGAACAGAGAGGGGAAGGCCUCUCUCAGCCCCUCCACUCCCCCCAUCCGAUCUUCUUCGUUUGUGAACGGUUUUUGCGGAUCGAGAUGGCUUCGAAACGAGAAAAGAGGCCCCCCAUUGGUCCGGCGAUCGCACUAAUUACAUUAUGCUUGACCCGGCAUUCGACAACGGUCAUCGCGCCCGUUACAUCGAGAGCGGAGUGGUAAAUAGCACUGAUCAACGUGUUGCAUCACAAUUUUGCCUUUUCAAAAGUUUUUUCUAACUAUUUUCGUGUGCACAUUGACAAAUGCUUCCGCCCUUACGUAUGAGGGGCCACACCAAGGUCAAAGAGAUGAACUACGACAACCGCUACAAGCCAUAUUACAGGAGAGCCGGGCUCUUGGGUUUCGUGCUCCAGUUCAAGCGUAUGCCGCCGAUGCUUGUCCACACGGCUCUCACAUCGUUGGUGGACCGUUGGCGGCCCGAGACACACUCUUUCCAUCUCCCAUGUGGUGAGAUGACGGUGACGCUCGAGGACUUCGCCAUGAUCACGGCCCUACCGAUCAAGGGCCAUGCUCUCAUUGGGUGCGUGGAUAAGAAGAACUGGCCGGACAGGGUUACCGCCCUCAUCGGCGACUGCCCUCCCAUCAAGAGUAACCGAACAUCCGGUGUAGCACUGGCAUGGCUCCUAGACCACCGGGCUGAAUGCCCGCAAGAUGCGGAUCCGAGGACCGUGGAGCAGUAUGCAAGGACCUACCUGUGGUUUCUUCUCAUAGAGGUGGUCUUUCCUGACUGCUCGGGGGACAACGCCCUAUGGAUGUACCUGGACUUCCUGGCCGACUGGGAUGCAGGGUACAGCUGGGGGUCUGCUGGCCUCGUGUACCUCUACCGUUCACUGGAUGACGCAACGCAGAGGACCGAGAAAACAUCUGGGAUGUGUGGGUGUGUCUGGGCCCUCUCGAUUUGGAGUUGGGAGCGGCUGCCGGUUGGUCGCCCUGAGAAGCUGCCACAGACAGAGUGGACGGAGUAUGGCGAGGAUGGCGACCGUUCUCGAUACCCUACUGUCGCCUAUUCUUGGGACAAGGUUAAGGUCUUGUCGGGCAAGGAAAGUGCGAUGUACAAGGCCUUCACCAACGAGCUGGACAACCUGACAUCUUUUCAGGUUAACUGGUGGCCGUACCACGAUAGAGCUUGGGGGUUCGAGCUGAACGAGAUGUGCGAGCGGGACCGCCUUCUCUUCUGGUGCAUUGUCCCGCUGAUAUGCGUGUACGCCGUCGAAUGGCACCUACCACAACGCGUGGCGACACAAUUUGGCGUAUUGCAACACACACCACCGGCAAGGCCCCACGACACCGGCGGUUACGACCUUCACAAGAAGAGCAAUCAGUAUUCUCAGUCGAUAUUGGACUGGGCUGACGAGCACAAGUCUUUUGUGACAAUGUGGGACGAGAGGACGUUCCGCAAAGAUGGGGAGAGGUCAGGCAUUUGCUGGAAUGUGUAUGAGAGGCACAUGAAUUGGUAUGACGAUGGCAUCAAGUUUCGUCUGCAUCUGAGGCCACGAUGGACGGAAGUGGACAUGGCAUCACUUCAGGAGGAGGAGGACUCUGAGGAUGAAGAAACCUCAGAGAUAUGCAAGGUGAUUUCAGAGAGUAUGCGCCCCUUAUGAACAGAGUGGCCGCAGAGCUAAACAGGAACAUUUUCGACGGCUCGAAUGCGCUAAGUUCUGACCCUGGAACCAUGGAGGGUGACAACAAGCUGAGGGAAGCGACGAAGAAGAUCAUUAACCGUUGCCGCAAGCUAGCGGGCAUGCUUGGGUGCGCCGCCUUGGUUGACGUGCAUGUUCCUCCUCCUGGUGGGUCGACACGUGCCCUAGCUUCAUCAAGCCACACCGGAGGAGGUUCCUCGAGCCAUGCCGCCUCGUCGUCUCGCCUUGUUAACGAGACCGAGGAAGAAGAGGAAGUGGACGAGGAGGAAGAGGAAGAAGAGGGAGAAGAGGAAGGAGGUGACGACGAAGAAGGUGAUGAGGAGUACGACGACGAUGAUGGACCUCAACUGACUCAGCCAACCCAGCCGGACGGGGGCCGCUCGAAGACAAACGAGGAGGAGCAUGCCGCCAAGAGGGGGAGGGGGAGGAACUAGUGAUGUUGAACUUGCUAAGUUAAAGUAGUUGUCUUAUGUUGAACUACUUGGUGUCCUGUUAUUGCUACUUAUGUUAGUAGUUGAACCUAUUUUGAUAUGUUGAACUUAAUGGAUACAUCAAUUUUACUA